GAAUAGCCGUUCUGUACAGUGACCCAGUUCCGUGAUUCAUUCUGGGCGUGCAUAUGCUAUCUGAAGUGUAGGGUGGUCUAGCUCGGUGAAUUCAGUGUGUAACUGCGGUAAUAUGGUCUCAUCUUGCCUCCACCGCGAAGUUGCGUGUGGUUGUUGUGAUUGCGCAUUAGAGGUACAGUUCGCCGUAUCCAUGCCUCCUCGCUCAAGCUUCGAUUUGAUACGUGAGUUAGUGUCCCCAGCAUAGGUUAUUUCUGGGCGAGCGGUUCUUAACUGCUAUUGAAUCUGCUCUAUCGAAUGACAAGUUACGUGAUAUGCUACGGCUGUUGAGGUUUCUUUAGCUAAGAUAUAUUUAGCUAAGGUAUAGAACCUUCCAUUUAAGUGCAAUUUCUUGUCUUUCACGCUCAUUUUGCAAAGCACAAAUAUUAAGUAACGAUUUUUCUCGUGUACGUGGCAUUUUAUUUCAGUAAUGGCAUGAAUGGCAAUCAUCACGAUGUCAGAGAUAGAUAACUCGUGAAUAAAAGGCUGCACUUUCUCAGAUGUCGGUCCCAAAACUACCCCUUUUUCCGUAAGAGUGGCCGUGGAUGCCACAUACUGGUGACCUACCCGGAUAGCAAAUAAAUAUAUGAGUUGGUUUUAGCGUGUUGUGCGCACCUGCAUAUCAAGCAAGAAAAAAAACUUCGAGCGACAUUAUUCGCGUCAACAUUGCGACUACGCAGCUAAUUUCGCAUGAAAACCUUGUUCGAACAUGCUCUAUCAAUGCUCUAUAUCGUGAUUUUAAGCUGCGCUCGGGCAUCUGGGUACUAAGUCAUCCCAGGUCUUAAGCAUUCUGCGCACCCUACGCGUGGUCCGUGUACUCUUGAUAGUCAUUUCCUUCGUAGGGACGGUUGUGAAUCUAUCCUUUACUUGCCCUUCGCUGCUUGAAGUGGUAAUAUCGUAUUAGACACCACUUGGAAAGUUGUCCGAUCGCGCGCUCUUCGGCGGAGUCGCAACCAUCUUCCUGUGUAGACUACGCUCAUGCAAUCGUCUCUGGCUCCUCUGUCGCGGUCCGUGCUGUCUUCGGCGGCUGCGACGUGCUUAGUGGUUCCGUUCCCGUGUCUGCGCUCCUGUCCUACUGCCCAAACUGCUGAACGCCGGUGGCUGACCAUCAUGAUUGGAACUGUUGUCCUCGCUUUGGUGUCGGUCGCGAUGGCCCGAGCUGGGAGUGCAACGGCUUCGCCGUCGGAGGAUGAAGCCAUCCCGCAGCUGUACGCAGCGGUUGGCGGCAAGGUGUCCCUGCCCUGCAACACGAGCAUUCCCGCGGGCGGCGACGGCGUGUCGCUGAUCCUCUGGUAUCACGGCGACUACGGCAUUCCCAUCUACAGCCUGGACGCCCGCGACCAGCCCCUGGGCAAGGCACGACACUUCCCGGGCCAGGACCUGGGUACGCGUGCGUACCUGGACGUCAGCUCGAAGCCGCCGACGCUCAACAUUGACCCGGUGCUCGAGAGCGACGCCGGCGAGUACCGCUGCCGGGUCGACUACAGCAGGCAGCGAACGCAGCACAGGAACGUCAACCUCACGGUCAUCGUUCCCCCCAAGGAUGCCAUUAUACGGGACGAGUCUGGCAAGCCUUUGCACGGAGUGAUCGGCCCUUACGACGAAGGCGCUCAUCUAGUCCUCAUCUGCGACGCCGAUGGCGGUCGUCCCGCACCAUCGGUGACGUGGUGGCGAGGCUCCGAGCUCGUGGACGACAAGUACGCGCUCUCGCCGCUCGACGUGGUCCGCAACGAGCUGGUCAUCAAGAAGCUACAGCGCUCGGACCUCCUCGCCACGUACACCUGCCAGGCCUCCAACACCAACCUGACCCUGCCGCGUUCCUCCUCAGUCACCAUUAACAUGAAUCUUCGACCGCUGGAUGUGCGGAUCACCACAUUGAAGCGACCUCUGUCGGCACACCGCAAGGUGGAGCUGUCGUGCCAGUCGACGGGUGGCCGGCCGGCGCCACAGCUCACCUGGUGGCUGGGAAAAAAGAAGCUUUCCUUUGCGCGCGACAACGUGUCGGUGGGCGACAACGUGACGACGAGCACCGUCUCGUUCGCGCCCAACACCGACGACCACGGAAAGUACCUGGCUUGUCGCGCAGACAACCCGCUGCUCUCCAGUGCUGGCCUCGAGGACGGCUGGACGCUCAACAUCCAGUAUGUUCCGCGGCUGAGCCUUUCACUAGGCGCCAACAUGAAGCACAAGGCGAUCCGCGAAGGCUCGGACGUGUACCUGGAGUGCAACAUCCAGGCGAACCCGGCGGUCAGCGAGGUGGGCUGGAAGUUCGAAGGGAAGCCGCUGUACAGCAACGUCAAGCAAGGCAUCAUCAUCAGCAACCAGUCGCUCGUGCUGCAGAAAGUGCGGCGCGAGAGCCGCGGCCACUACCAGUGCGUCGCCGCUAACGUCGAAGGAGAAGGGGAGAGUGACCGCGUCCUGCUCCGGGUCCACUACGCGCCGGUGUGUAAGAAGCGCCAGAAUCUCGUGUACGGCGUGGCGCGUGACGAAGAGGCCGAGAUCUCGUGCGAGGUGGAGGCCGACCCGUCCGAGCUGAGCUUUAAGUGGUCGCUCAACAACUCGGUCGAGGUGUUCGACGUCAAGACGUUCACCGUCAACGGCACGACCAGCGUAGCCUCGUAUCGCCCUCGCUGGAAGCACAGCUACGGCCUGCUCUACUGCUGGGCCACCAACACCAUCGGGAUGCAGAGGGAGCCCUGCGCAUUCCACAUUAUACCGGCAGUGUCUCAUUGGACAGGGCCACCCGAGGCUGUGCGCAACUGUCGCGUGAGCAACCAGACCUCGGUCUCGCUGGCAGUCGAGUGCGAGCCGGGUGACCACGGGGGACUGCGGCAGACCUUUCACCUGGAGGUAUACAACUCAGCCUUGGAGCUCCUGCAGCGCAACCUCAGUUCCUCGGAGGGUGCGUCGUUCGUGGUGCGUGACCUGCCGCCCGGCACCGCCUUCAUACUCGUACUCUACGGUUCCAACUCCAAGGGCCGCAGCAACAGCGUCUCCAUAUCCACCAACACGCUGCCCUCACCCGAGAGGAGGACAGCUAACACGGACAUCACAUCAGUGAGUCCAGUGCUUGGUGUCCUGAUCGGCAUCGUGGGAGCUCUAGUGCUGGUGGCCAUCGUUAUCGUGGUCGUCAUGCGACUCCGCGGAGACGACAGCGAGAAGCGUGCUACUGAGGAGAGUCCAGAAAAGAAUCAAAACCAUCAAAGGAAGGCGGUGGAUGACUUAGCCCUUACAGAUAUUGACACCAAGGACCCGUCUGUAAUUCAAAAGACUAGUGAUUCACAGGAGUACCCGCGCGUGGCUGUGCGGCGUAUUCCGGCGUACCCGGCUCAUCGAACGUACGACAGCUUCUCUCCCAGCGACUACAAUUACGAGAACAUUCAGUCACUGAGACGGCCAUCACCGGUCAAGAUGGACAACGAGGUGCGCUACGCGGAGUUGUCUCUGCCGCGCAGCAAGUACCCCGUGCGCAUACGGGAGCCGCCGACCGAUUACGCGCAGAUCGAUUUUCAACGGGCCGGUGUCCUGUUCAGUGCCGUGCCGCCACAGUCCGAAGAGGAGGAUCCCUGCGCUGCCGUCGGCUCGGACACGCCGCUGAUGAACAGCCUGCAGCCCAAUGUCAGGCACCUAGGGGGCGCACCGAGCGACCACAACACGAUAUCCACGCCGGUGUGACGGCAACGGCGCCACAUAGGCGAGGGCGAGACAGUUCAACGCUCCUCAUGGUCGUGAAUGUGCCGAGCGUGCAGAGACAACAGAAAUGAAAAAAAGCGCGCGCGAGAGCCGAAUGGCCACUCCUGGACCGGGCCGCCGGCGACGACAGCGGUGCGUGAAUGCGGCGUGUCGAAACCCCAGAAACGCUCCCGGACAAAGCGCUAAGAGAAAGAAGACAGGGAUGUGCACUUCGUGUGACGCGAGCUUUCUUUUAUCCCGUCGAGCGAGAACGGCACAGGGCAUCUAGGACUGGAGAUGAAAAGGCGCACGACCGUCCCCGUGCAGUGAGUGCAACCCUCCUCGUGACGCGAUGGCCUAUUCAUGUACAUAGAAUGACCGAACACAUCGGGCGUCGCGAGCGGCGCACAAGCUCAAGCGCAAUUUUGUCGAUCAGGACGUCGACAGAACAAAGGUCACAUUCCUUCUUCGAAACUAGUCAAGAAACACCUGGGCUGCUUUACCUGGGUGUAUGAUACCUCAGGAAAUGAGAUCCUUAAAAAAAAACAUAAGCGGAAAGUGAGUAAGUGAAGCACCUCGCCUUCGAGUAACCUAUCAAGACUGUGUUGCAGUCGUGAGACGAAAGGCGUUGCUUAAGGUGACGACAAGACAGGUGGAAAUAGGUCGUGCCCACUCAUUCCAUUCAAUCCCAUCCAGAGUCCUGCAGAAUGUGACGGCGAUGACACGCAAUCCCAAGGAGCAUAAGUGUUACCUUGAAGACUCCGUUCGCGUGAAGGCGGCCAUCUGUGAACAAUUGCGAAAGAGAAUACAAAGAAGAGAGAGGACGAUAAGAGUUAUGUGUGCGUGCGUGUGUGUGCAUGGGGUAUUAGAGGGAAGAGGGCGUGUCUGUUUGUGCAUCUGCGAGAAAUAAUACGAGCACAGGUCCACACUAAUGAUUUUGUUCCGAUUCUUUUGCGACUAUUUCUCCAUCUCUCCCGAACAAUUUCUUUUUAUCAGCUGCUCUAGCUGCUUUUUUUUUGGUCCUCCCCUCCCCCUCCACUGCCUGGUUUUUAAGACUAUUUUGUUAACACCCAGGGAGGUCAGUGCAUCUUCGUAUAUAAAUACAUCAUACGGACUCAUGGCGCAAACUUUUAAGCUCUACAAUAAAAUAUAUAAUUAUUAUUA
This is a messenger RNA of Rhipicephalus sanguineus (brown dog tick), 4872 nucleotides long. RefSeq names its product irregular chiasm C-roughest protein. The transcript is spliced from 14 exons. NCBI's taxonomy places the organism in Eukaryota, Metazoa, Arthropoda, Arachnida, Ixodida, Ixodidae. The coding region runs from base 1015 to 3711 and encodes 898 amino acids. The record is from RefSeq and is a predicted model, not a curated record. Gene Ontology annotation, molecular function: protein binding.